GUUGUUUCUAUUUUAGGCCACUCCCACUCAGUCAAAGACUCGGAAAUACCUGAUCCUAACCUCUGCAGUGACUCCAUCAAGUGGUCUCAACAAACGGAACUCCUUGGCAGGUAGUCUAGGCAUUAUGCGGUCUGAAAGGCAAUGCAUUUAUCUAACCUGGUCCGAUGGCUCCACAAGUCAUCUGGUAUUGUAAACAAGCGCUUCUUGUUCAGCUGGUCAAUCGAAGCACCUAUUGGCGCCUCAAGCUUUAUGGCACCUAGAGUCCCAGACUUUAUAUCGUGGCAUCUACGCAUACUUGACGCCUUUCUUCCCUUUCCGCUGGUCUGUAGGCACCCACAGCAAUCUACUAUUUUUUUUCCUCUCGGGUUUCAACAGGUUUCUUGGGAUGCGUCACGGUUCACGACCCAAUUUGCGCAGCCGGAGCGGUUCACCUUCACAGCAACUUGGGUGACGUCCAUUCGUAUUCUGCCGAUGUAUGUUUUCCCAGGUGUCUGCUCCGGUGGGGAUAUUGUAUUGUUACAAUGGAUGGUCCCGAAAACCGACAGGAACGGUGACGCACCCGUGUGUUGCGCUCAGGAAAAGUCACCCCCCACAUCCUCCAACUGCGGGGCUAUUCAUUAUGCUGUUGACCGUUUAUACAGCAUUGCCAAGGUCAUUUGGGUCCACAUAAAAGACCUUGAUCAUGAAUUAUUACAUCCCGUCAUCAGCAUCCUAUCACGACGCUAUCACUACCGAGCCCAGCGACAUGAGUACUGUCCUCUAUCUUGCUCGUAUUUCCGACGUUAAGGACGAUGACGGUCACCAUCUCAGUCACUCGGUCUUGAUUGCCAUAAUCGUCGUUUUCCUACUAUUUGUUUUGUUGAUAUUGGGAUUCACUCUCGUGUGGUGCUCUCGCUCUCAAGGACAUGACAACCGCCAUCAGUGCGACGACUACGGAUUUUG
This is a messenger RNA of Desarmillaria tabescens, 942 nucleotides long. RefSeq lists its product as uncharacterized. NCBI's taxonomy places the organism in Eukaryota, Fungi, Basidiomycota, Agaricomycetes, Agaricales, Physalacriaceae. The transcript is spliced from 3 exons. The record is from RefSeq and is a predicted model, not a curated record. The coding region runs from base 142 to 786 and encodes 214 amino acids.